CUGUUCGGCUUUUCAAACCGUACCAGCAGGCGCAUAUCGAUUCUAGCGCGAGAAAGUCAACCGUCAGCUCCGCAGCACGAGAGCGGUCUCUUGGUUACGUCUCCUUCGUUUAAAAUAGUCUGUUAUAAAUAACAGUUAACAUGGAAUCAGCUAUUGUACAUCUCGAGCAAAGCGUUCAGAAGGCCGAUGGGAAGCUGGACAUGAUCGCGUUUCAGAUUGACGCUUUCGAGAAGGAUUUUGGAAAUCCAGAAAGCGAGAUCUCCGUGAGCCGUCUAUUACGUUCUGUUCACCAAGUUACCAAAGAUUAUCAAAACCUUCGACAAGAGAUAUUGGAGGUUCAACAGUUGCAAAAGCAACUUUCAGAUUCGCUUAAAGCGCAAUUGUCUCAGGUGCACGGACACUUUAAUUUACUGCGCAACAAGAUCGUAGAGCAGAACAAAAAUCUGCAGCUAAAAUAAAACUAGAACUAUUAGCUAUCUUUCAAGAUUCAUUUCUUUCUCA
This is a messenger RNA of Ceratina calcarata, 501 nucleotides long. RefSeq lists its product as uncharacterized. The transcript is spliced from 3 exons. Bases 141 to 458 code for a protein of 105 amino acids. NCBI's taxonomy places the organism in Eukaryota, Metazoa, Arthropoda, Insecta, Hymenoptera, Apidae. The record is from RefSeq and is a predicted model, not a curated record.